AAUUGCAUUUUCGAAGUUUUUCCAUGAAUAAUUAAAAUGAUGUGCCGGCAAGUUCUCCCUGACACGAACGGAAUCGAACAGAUUUAUAUCGUAAAAUCUGAACCAGGCACCGAUGGUGAAAAUGGGCCUGGCCUGAUGGCCUCGGAAGAUGUGGACGAAAUAAAGCAGGAACCACCGAGUGACGAUGAAGAACCAGAAACGGAUGUCAUUCGGAAGGAGGAAACGAAAAUAAAAGCUGAAGCAUUAGAUGAAAGCGAGGAAGAAUCCAACUAUUCUGCCUGCCUUGAAAGAGAUGAGGGAGAUUCAGGAGAUUUAGAUUCAGAUCGAAUGUCUACGAAACGGAGAUCUCUUAAGAGAAAAUCUAAUGGAAAACAAGUUCCAAUCGAAAUAAGGCUAGCACGCUCAGAAAAACGGUUUGCGUGCCACUGUGGGAUGACCUAUCGGAAGGAGAGCCUGCUGAUACAACACAAACAUAUUUGCGAUAUCCCGGAAGAUAUAGCAGAGAGCACGUGUCGCUUUUGUCAAUUAUUAUUCACUGACUACUCUAACUUGUUGGAUCACGUCAGGCAGCUUCACGGACCAGGAAUGCCAGAAACGAAGUGCAGUUUUUGUUCGGAAUGGUUUACGAAUGUCUCAUCCUUGGUAAUUCAUGAGCUGCGUCACCAACAAUCAAAUGUUCUCAAGUGCGACCAAUGUAAUCGCAUAUUUAGACAGCAGACCAAUUUGCAACGACAUCUGAAGGAACACCAAAACAAAGUGGAGAUUUUCGCUUGUGACGAUUGCGGGAAAACUUUUACGCUGAGCAUUAAUCUAGAAAUUCACAGACGAACUCACAGCGGAACCCGACCCAGUUUGUGUGAUUUGUGCUCAAAGUGUUUUUACUGCCCGAGCAGUUUGAGGCUCCAUCGGCUAACGCACUACAAAAAGCACCUUCAAGAAACGACGAAGGUAUCUGGAAAAACAGCUUGCGGAGAGAACGAGUCAAAUAUUAUCAAAUUUGCAGGAAAAAAGGAGUUUUGAAGUGUGAUAUUUAAGUUGCAGAUUACAGAUAUGCCCAGUAUGAAAAAGAUC
Messenger RNA from Culex quinquefasciatus (southern house mosquito), 1071 nucleotides. RefSeq names its product oocyte zinc finger protein XlCOF26. The transcript has 3 exons. Gene Ontology annotation, molecular function: DNA-binding transcription factor activity, RNA polymerase II-specific; RNA polymerase II transcription regulatory region sequence-specific DNA binding. The record is from RefSeq and is a predicted model, not a curated record. The coding region runs from base 37 to 1020 and encodes 327 amino acids. Gene Ontology annotation, biological process: regulation of transcription by RNA polymerase II. Gene Ontology annotation, cellular component: nucleus. NCBI's taxonomy places the organism in Eukaryota, Metazoa, Arthropoda, Insecta, Diptera, Culicidae.